Molecule: messenger RNA, 1299 nt
Organism: Trematosphaeria pertusa
Lineage: Eukaryota; Fungi; Ascomycota; Dothideomycetes; Pleosporales; Trematosphaeriaceae
Exons: 3
Coding region: 137-1042 (301 amino acids)
Source: RefSeq, a predicted model, not a curated record
UCCUGAGGUAUCGAGAACUCGACUUCAUGGCCUCUUCAGGCAGUGCGCCUCAUGGCGGGAUGGCCGGCAUGGUGAGGGCCCCUAAGCCUCCCUUCUCUGAAUUAGUCAAGGCCCGCCAUACCGACCCGCAAUAUGGAUGCUCGGCGGAAUCCCCUCCAAGAAAGUCGACAUCCCAGUUACGGCCGUCUUCCUCGCCCUCUACAUCGUCGGCGGGGCAAUCCAUCUAGCCAUCUUCCUCUUGAACAAGAAGCGCGGCCACAAGUUUCUGUUCAGCCUCUUCAUCUUCAUUUUCUGCUUGGCCCGCAUUGUCACUACUAGUCUACGCAUUGCCACCAUCUCCAAGCCCACCAACAUCGAUCUCGCCAUCGCUGCUUCAGUGUUCGUCGCAGCAGGCAUCCUCAUCCUCUUCAUCAUCAACCUAAUCUGGUCCCAGCGCGUUCUGCGCUCUCUGCACCCUCGCUUCGGCUGGCAUACUGCUAUCUCGACCCUGUUUAGAGUCGCAUACGUCCUCAUCGCUCUCACGCUAGCCAUUGUUAUCACGGCAACCGUCCAGAUGUUCUUCACGCUGAGACCUCGGACGCGGACUAUCGACCGCGAUCUACAGCUCUAUGCUGGGACGUUCUUCACCAUUAUUUCCUUCCUGCCCAUCCCAAUCGUCCUCAUAGCUCUGGCGGCACCACGCAAAUCCAAGCCUGAGAAAUUCGGCAAGGGCCGUUUCCGCACAAAGAUCUGGAUCCUCCUUAUCGGCACAACGCUCUGCUGCCUUGGCGCCGCCUUCCGCUGUGGCACUUCGUGGAUAAAGCCAGUUCCCCUGGUGCGGCCCAUGCCGGAUUACUACUCCAAGGCUUGCUUCUAUAUCUUUGUUUUCACUGUGGAGAUCCUGGUUGUGUAUCUCUAUGCGAUAAUGCGUGUAGAUCUGCGCUUCCAUAUUCCCGACGGGGCGAAGGGGCCGGGGAGCUAUGAGGCUAGCUUGCGCGUGGGGAGUACGAGUGGCGACGUGGAGGCGAAGCAGGCGCAAGAGACGGCAGCGGAAGGGAAGUAGGCCGAGGGAGCAGGAGAAGAAACCGUGGGAGAAGCUUAUGAGCCGGCGUCGGCAGUGAGCGUUCAACAUCACUAGAGGGAUCACACGCAUAAUUAUGAGAGGAAACCGGGGAAACGGAGAUGCGAUGGCUUGAUCCACGGAUGCCGAUUGUCGUGACCUGGUGCUAGGAUUCAGGAAGGGGCAGGAAGACUCCAUGAAGGUGGCUUGCGAGGUUUUUCCUUUCUUUCCUUUACUUUUAUGAAGCACAUUUCCAAGCG